AUGCCUCAAACAUCGUCCGCCCACUACGCCCUCGCAGGGAGACCGCCUCUCCUGCCUGCUGCACAUCAGCUCGACAACUCCGCUUUCGACGGAUGGGAACCUUUCGGCAUGUGGCUCGACACUGUCUACAUUCAGGCAAGAAAUACACUAGGGUACAUGAUACGGACGAGGCAGGCGCAGGAAGUCAAGGACGCAUGCGAACGGCGUCAAGACGCGAUCGUGCAAUGGCGGCGCUCCUUCCCCGACCCGAGCACCCUACAUUAUUGUCACCAAGUUGGCGAACUGCUUCCGCUCGUAGCCUGUAUGGGUAAUCUCGCAGGCAUUGCCGAGGUUAUCUGGACGACGCCUCUGGAGCAUGCGCUUGUCCUGCCGACUUGGCAAGUUGUGAUGUGCAAGAACGUCACUGGACCUGUGCCAACGCAUCCUUCUGCCCCGCAGCAUGGCCCUCCUCACCACCUCGCCAGCGCGCAUGAUCCGUUCGCUCCGGGCAGGAGAUCGGUGUCACAGCGAUGGUGGGAGUACCAAGCACACGUCUUUGACCGCCAGGGGAGUCAUUCGUCGAUUGGCUUCGACAAGCUGCCUGAGCAUCUCAAGAACUUCAACGAGCCGUUCCAGCCUCGCCAUCCAGCUCCCGAGGCUUCCUCCGAUCCUUUCCCUCCAAGCCGUCACCCCUUCACACACCCGACGAGUCACCAACCGCAUUCCUCGCAAUAUCUCGCCGUCUACCCGGAGGACAGCCACUUAUACGCCAAUCAAGGUUAUGACCCUACCGAGGCGAUGUACCCAAUACUCGGUUCCAACGCCACGCUUGACGAGCAUGGCAACCUUGUUCCGCUCAGCCGCCGCACGACGCAUUCGCGUUAG
This is a messenger RNA of Rhodotorula toruloides NP11, 864 nucleotides long. RefSeq lists its product as uncharacterized. The coding region runs from base 1 to 864 and encodes 287 amino acids. The transcript has 5 exons. NCBI's taxonomy places the organism in Eukaryota, Fungi, Basidiomycota, Microbotryomycetes, Sporidiobolales, Sporidiobolaceae. The record is from RefSeq and is a predicted model, not a curated record.